ACACACACACACGCGGACACGUGUGUGCAUCCCGUACCGCCUCAAUUCAACCAGCUAUCAACCGGAGGGGGCGCCAGUUUUGUCGGCGGCUCUUGUGCAGUUCAGUCUUGCGCCGUUCGCAGAAACGACAGGAUCUGGACAGGAGUCUCGUCGGUGGGAAGCAACGCGUGAAUGCCUUAGGACAUGGCCAGCAGCGAACCUUCGGUGGGUGUGCUCCUGGCGCACCGGGAGGAUGUUAUCGUGCGAGCAACACGCAAGGACGACCUACCGGAAGUGAUCGCCAUGAUACAGGAGCUGGCAGACUUCGAGAAGAUGCCCGACGGUCCGCGGCUUACCGUCGACGACCUGAUACGGGAUGGUGGCUUCGACGAGCGGCACUCGCAGGAUGGUGCGCCAGUGUUCCACAGCUUUGUGCUGGAAGCGCAACUCGACCCACAGGGUGACGCUAAUCAGCACCAGUCCACGUCAAUGCGAGCAGAAGGACCUCUGACCCGGAAACUGAUCGGAUACGCUAUCUGCUACUACUCGUACUCAACGUGGAGGGGUAAAUCGCUCGCUCUGGAGGAUAUUUAUAUCCGACCGGAGUUCCGUGGCAACGGGUACGGGGAGCUGUUCUUUCGUGCCUUAGCGCGACAUGCCCGCGAAAGCCGCUGCUCAAGGAUUGAUUUUCACGUGCUCAGUUGGAACCCGGCCACAAGAUUCUACCAUCGUAUGGGGGCGCAGGACCUAACGCAAGCGGAAAGCUGGCAUUUCUUCAGGCUACAGCAAGACGCCAUCGAUCGUUUGAUAGAGGAGUGAGACUGUAAUGCGUAUCCGUGGGAGAGCGAUUGCACGGCAACUUACAGAAGAGUAUUAACAAACAACUAGGUGAAACGUGUUUAUUGAUUAAACUAUUGGCUGCGAUCGAGGCUCAACGGUGUGUUCUUUGACUCACUAAUAUAUUGGCAUCUAGUAAA
Messenger RNA from Anopheles nili, 956 nucleotides. Its product is annotated as thialysine N-epsilon-acetyltransferase. Bases 184 to 798 code for a protein of 204 amino acids. Gene Ontology annotation, molecular function: N-acetyltransferase activity. NCBI's taxonomy places the organism in Eukaryota, Metazoa, Arthropoda, Insecta, Diptera, Culicidae. The record is from RefSeq and is a predicted model, not a curated record. The transcript is spliced from 4 exons.